Mangifera indica (mango) is the source of this 980-nucleotide messenger RNA. RefSeq lists its product as uncharacterized. Lineage: Eukaryota; Viridiplantae; Streptophyta; Magnoliopsida; Sapindales; Anacardiaceae. The record is from RefSeq and is a predicted model, not a curated record. The transcript has 3 exons. The coding region runs from base 174 to 587 and encodes 137 amino acids.
AAUAAAUUCAAGAUCGACGGUCUAUAUUGAAUACAAUCUGUCUCCAUCAACACCCUACUGACAGGUGACGGCUACGUUUCUCAAUCAAUAAAGUCUCACUCACUCACCCUCUCCACAUUCAAUUUUCAAGCCGUCUCUUCUCUGCAAAGAAAGGUUUCAUAGCUUCAUUAAACAUGGCUGAAUCAAAACCAGGAUUGAGGAAACCAGUUUUCACUAAGGUUGAGCAACUUCGUCCAGGCACUAGUGGGCACACUCUCACUGUUAAGGUUGUUAGUACCAAGAUGGUAUUGCAGAAGGGUCGUGCUGAUGGUCCGCAAGUACGUCAGAUGAGAAUUGCUGAAUGCCUGGUUGGAGAUGAGACUGCGAUGGUUAUCUUCACUGCUAGAAAUGAUCAAGUGGACUUGAUGAAAGAGGGUAGUACUGUAGUACUGCGCAAUGCAAAAAUUGACAUGUUUAAAGGGUCAAUGAGGCUUGCUGUGGACAAGUGGGGUCGGGUUGAAGUUACUGAACCUGCUAGUUUCACUGUAAAGGAAGAUAACAACCUCUCACUGAUUGAAUAUGAACUUGUGAAUGUUGUAGAAGAGUGACUUUUUGGAGAGCGAUCACUUACUACCUUGUGACCAAAGAAUAAAUAACACUGGCGUAUCAUAGUACUGUUGUCUAUAUGGCAUCUCAUGUCCAAAACGCUUUACUGUUAGGAAGAAGAAAUCUGGAAGCUGGUAGUACCCAAGUUGCUUUCUAACUUUGCAGCAGAUCCAGUUGAACCUUUUGGUUGGAUCUCCAAACAGGUGGUGAUGGCUGUAAGUUGAUGAGUUAAAGCAGCUUUCAGAACUGGUUUUGGCUUGUUUAUGACCUAUUUAUUUUUGGAAGUUAGACUGAGUUUCAGUAUUGCUUCAUGCUUGAAGAGAUUUUAUAUCAUGAAAUGUAUGUUUCUGUACUUUAUAUAAUUAAGUGUGGUCUGGGCCUGCUUAAGUUAUCUA